Molecule: messenger RNA, 1168 nt
Organism: Hibiscus syriacus
Lineage: Eukaryota; Viridiplantae; Streptophyta; Magnoliopsida; Malvales; Malvaceae
Product: probable inactive poly [ADP-ribose] polymerase SRO2
Exons: 5
Coding region: 36-1016 (326 amino acids)
Molecular function (GO): NAD+ poly-ADP-ribosyltransferase activity
Source: RefSeq, a predicted model, not a curated record
UUUGUGAUUAUUUCUUCUUCUUUUCUUAGAAACAGAUGAAUCGAGUUGUUGAAGAAGAUCAAGUCUCCAUGAUUAUGGAUGAUGAGGAAAUCUCAGACGCUAUGUCUGGAAGUAACGAGCUUGUUUCAGGUUCCAAUUGUUUCGAGCACUUUGUUGCAAACGGCUUCUUUAAGAUAGACCAAUCAAGCUUAGAAAGCUGUAUUAUUCAAACAAGUGUAUCGCAAAAAUUACAGAUGUCUAAGAGAACAAGAGUCGUGGCGAUUCAUAAGAACUUUAACUCUAGUCGGUCCUGGCAAAUUCGAGCACACAGUUUCCGUGUUACUGCUAAGGCGGUGGCUGAUAAGUGUGGUGGAGACGCGCAGAUCCGGUAUGCUUGGUAUGGUGCUUCCAGAGAUGAGAUUUGCGAGAUUGUGACGCAUGGAUUUAGUUGGCGUUCUAAAUCCGCUGCCGAUUCACAUAGCAUCUCUUUGUCUCCUGCAAAACAUGUCAUUGACUGUGUGUUGUCUUCAACGGUUGAUGAAAGUGGAUUGAGGCAUUUGUUGUUAUGCCGAGUUAUAUUGGGGAAACAAGAACCGGUAACCGGAGACUCAUCCAAUCAGUUUCACCCAAUCUCGUCGGAGUUUGAUUCCGGCGUAGAUGAUAUCUCAGCUCCCACGAAAUACAUCAAUUGGAAUUCUCGCUUGAAUUUUAGUAUCCUCCCUUGUUACAUUGUCAGUUUUGAGGCCCCUUACUUAAAAGGAUUAACAGAGGUAAAAACCAUCAGGCGUAAAUCAUCAUUGGUGACGUUUCCCACAUUGAUUUCCAUACUCUCUCGGUUUUUAGAUCAAUCACGGAUGGCUUCCCUAGAAAAACAAUACACAUAUUUUAAGGGAAAAGAAAUUACAAGGCCGCAAAUGAUACAGAGGGUGAAAGAAAUAGCUGGAAACAUGUUGUUAUCUGCCAUAUUCAACAUGUACACAAACAAGGAUAUUCAAGUUACCAGCAGCGGAAGGGCGGCGAUGCCGAUAGUUCGAUAAUAGGAGUGGAAGUCUUCGGUUAUGGUUUAUUUAUGGACCCAUCCAUUUGGUAUUACAUGGUUACACUUGUAACAUUUGAAUUCUGUAACAGAAAUAGUAGAUAAUUCUAUUGGUUUACAACUUAAAUUAAGAGUCUAAAGGCCAUUGACUUG